GCACCGGCCCAGGAACACGGCCGCCAUCUUGGCCACUAUUCACAGUUCUCACUUACGCCCAUCAAGCACCAUAAAGACACCAACACAGUACCACGAAACACGAAUCAUUCAUGUCAGCUGGUCAACGUGUCGCGCCGGACAUGGACGAACAUGCUGCAAGUGCAGACCACGUUGCUGCCAACGGCCAUGUGGACGCGACCGACCCGUCCAACAGCUGGGCGAUGGAACAGGAGCUGCAACAAAAAGCCGCCCAGCAGCACCAAGCUGCCCAACAAGCCGCCCAGCAAGCCGCUCAACAAGCCGCCCACCAGGCGGCGGCAGUUGCCGCGCCGCUGCACCAUCAUCCGAGCACGGCGCACACCUGGUCGCCCAACGCGGAACCCGCCCCCGAACCGCCCAUCGUUCCCACCUCCCGCGGAGAGGAGAUAACAGGCGAUGUGUCGCCCGUCCGUCGCCACCAAGAGACGCCUCCCGAAGAGGCACCGCCUCCUCGAAGCCCCUCUGGUCCCCAGGGACCCAUACCGGUGGCCGUCACCAGCUUCGCUCCUGGAGAGGAGCAAGGGCCUGGAACCAUCAGUAGCCUAAAAGCGCUGAACCCAGCCGACGCCCUGCCACCGCAAGGCGAUGACAAGGACUUGCUUUACCAGUCCCUCGGCGGUUCAGCCAUCAUGGUCAGCACGUACGGUGCCACAUCGUACGCUCCGGGUUCACCGUACGCUGUCCAGUCCACUCGCCACCCGGAGCACGUGUACGUGAAGACGCAGCCAUCGUCCGGUGUGCUCAGCCCACCUGCAUAUGCGCAAGUGCAUCACGGCGGGUCCGAGCUGGGUGGAUCUCCGCCGGCUAUGUACUCCCCUCUUACCAUGUACGUGUCGCAGUCUCAGGGGCAGGCCAUGUGGCAAGGCCAACAAGCCGACAGUCACAACGGCAACGGCGGCGCGUAUGCACUGCAGCCAACUUCCAUCAGCCCUGGAAUGGAUCCAUCAGACCCGUCGCAUUCCAACGGGUUCUACUCGACGCAGUAUGUGCGGUCGGACAUGCCGUGGCCCGUGUACGACAACAGCGCUUCGCUGGCCAUGCAGCAGCAUACGGCGUACGCUACGGAUUCAAUGGGAAGAAUCCUGUCACCAGAACGAUUACAAGAGUUCUACAGCAACGAGAGCAAGGAAUGCGUCAACUGCGGUGCCAUUUCCACGCCGCUAUGGCGACGAGACUGUACGGGACACUACCUGUGCAAUGCAUGCGGUCUUUACUCCAAGAUGAAUGGUGCCAACCGACCUCUCGUCAGGCCACCCAAAAGGAUAAUGACACCAGAGGUCACGGAUACUCGGUACAGAACCACAUACGCCAAACAGCAACAGCAACAACAACAACAAACGCCUAACAGGCGUAUGGGGCUGCAGUGUUCCAACUGCUCGACUUCAACAACCACGCUGUGGAGGAGGAACAACCAGGGCGAACCCGUGUGCAACGCAUGUGGGCUCUACUUUAAGCUGCACAACGUUAAUCGACCACUAGCCAUGAAGAAAGAAGGCAUCCAGACACGAAAGCGAAAGCCCAAGAGUGCGAACCAGGAGGGGAAGUCGUCAAAGAGCAAGUCAGCCGCGGCUGCUCACGAAGCAGAAAGCAAGCGGAUGAUGCCCACGUACUCAACGCUGGUCUCUGGUGACAUCGCCUACACCAUGCAGGCAAGACGGCUGAGUCCAGACCGAGGCCUACCAUCCGCAUCAUCUUUACCAGCCUACACACCUGCCUCAAGCAUCAAGCACGAAAUGUCCAUUAAUGCUUCACCCGUCAUGGAGAUGCUGGAAAACCACAGCCCCCGCUCUCUGCCGUCUCCCAUAGCGCCUUCGUCAGCCACGCUUAACAAACACCUCCACGGCCUUAGCAUGGCACCGCUGGACGGUCCCACGACGAGCAGUCCUCAUCACAUGGGCGGGGGAUCUCAGUCCAGCAUGUACCCUGCCGUUACGAGCGUCCUGGUCCAAAUUGACCACGGAAAGCUGCAACACCAACAGGGACCACAGUCAGCAGUCAUUCAACAUCACCACUCCUCGUGAAACGCAACCUGAAGGCGGUUUCUAUUGCUUGCGGGGACCUUCUGCUUCUGGUAGGAAAGCAGACGACGUUCUUACGACGACGAUCUUACGUCAUCUUCCGUACCGGAAGCAGACGACACGCGUCGGCUUCACCGAAACAGCAUGACCCGAAGACGGCUUCUAUUGUUUGCGGGGAUGUUCUGCCUCUGGUAGGAAAGCAGGCAAUGUCUUACGUCGUCUUCUGUACCAGAAGCAAAAGACACGCGUAGACUUCAUCGGAACAACACGCAGUAGAACAUUGUGAGCGAGCGUCGCCCAUUGAUCCAUAAGACGGUCUUGGCGAUGACGAUGGGACUCAUGUGUGUCGAUUUUUACAGGGUCUUCAUCCGUGAAAUAAUUUCAGGUUUGACAAAAAUUUCGUUCACGUGUAUGGUGUUUUUGUUGUGGCUGUUUCGAAUGCUGGUUAGCAUUUUGUAGUUGCUGACACUCUUUUAGUGAUACUCAGUGUUGACAAAAGUAGUUACGGUCUGUGGCAACGCGGUAAGCGAGCGCGUUGCUUACGCCGAACAAUUUAGCGACAUUUCAACAUAUAUUUUGUAGACUAAGGGUGCCGAAUAUGAUAGCGGGAAGGGGGCUACGAAGAGCUGCAGUCUCUACUAGGAGCUACAGAGCUACAAAGGGGCCUUAACUUAUGCGGACAAUGAAAACCUGAUUUCAACGAAGUACUCUCGAUUUCUAACAUUCGUGCUGUUUUUGUUUGUUUCAGUGGACAAUCGUAGCUUUGUCGUACUUAAAUUUGAAGCAAUUCCAGAACUAUAGUUCUCAGGAACGUACAUCUUGCCUUUUAUAUUUCUGUCAUAGUAAGUUAAACAUCGCUCAGACAAUGGCGACCGUUAUGAUAGAAUAUGCAACCGUAUAUUUUCUUCCUCGAGAUCAAUGCAUUACUGUGACUUCACUAAAGUCGAUGACAUCUCACGUGGUCGAGCAUGAAUUGCCUUAUCCAUGAUCUCAUUUGUCUUUUAGUGUGCUAACCAUUGACAGACUGUAAAUAAUUUCACGAUUCACUUACAGCGGCAAGUAAGACAUCUGGCUAAGUAGUAUGGCAGGUAACUUUGAAAACGCAUACUGUGUGAGAAAUAACCACUUUAAUUUAGCAGCUAUUUUGUCUGCGCUCGGCACAAGAAAGGUAAAAAAAAAGGAAUUAAAUAGGUGUUCAGUGGUUUCGUAGCUAUCGCUGUAUUGAAAUUCAACAGGGUCGACUUAUGACAGAUAAUAACAUAUGUUUUUUUUUCUUCUUCUUCUUUCUCCUUCUUUUUUACUUCGCUCGGUAUCCAGUAUUUAGUGAGGAAGAACCAACUGAUUUAGUCAAGUGCAAUUCUGACUCAUACGCUUGGCAUGAUCACGCAUAUUGGUCGGUCAUGCAUUGGGGAAUGGCAAGUUAUGCAAAUAAGUUGAAAGUAAUGCCGAGCUUUCUUGGAACAAAAAAUCAAGGCAUUCAGGAGAAAGCACGUGUAGAGGCACAUCUUUUUCUGAAUUAGUCGUGAGUGCUUUGACGUGUUGUGAGUGUUAGAUUACGACGACGUGGGUUUGCUAGCGUGCCAUAUACGUACAGCAAAAGCAAUACAUCUCAGCGGACUAUGGGUUCACUGCGUUAAUUGAUUGAGUGACAUUGGUUAGAGUGGACUGUGAGUGUGACGUAAGAAAGAAAUACAUAUCCGCGCGGCGUGAUAGAUUAUGUACACCAGUGUCCUCAUGUACAAAUGUAUUAUAUGUGAAUCAAAAGAGGACAUGGCUGGGCAAAUAAAAAUGGUUCCGUGCUAAA
Molecule: messenger RNA, 3861 nt
Organism: Ornithodoros turicata
Lineage: Eukaryota; Metazoa; Arthropoda; Arachnida; Ixodida; Argasidae
Product: GATA-binding factor 6-A-like
Exons: 7
Coding region: 111-2060 (649 amino acids)
Biological process (GO): positive regulation of transcription by RNA polymerase II; negative regulation of transcription by RNA polymerase II; cell fate commitment
Molecular function (GO): DNA-binding transcription factor activity, RNA polymerase II-specific; zinc ion binding; RNA polymerase II cis-regulatory region sequence-specific DNA binding
Source: RefSeq, a predicted model, not a curated record